AUUCUCCAAUCAUGCUUUCCGCAUUUUAAAAAUAUUUUGAACUUGGCUAAUCUGACUGAAUUGAGAAGCAAGUACAUUUUCGAAUCUCUACGAAACUUUCAGCUGCCGGUAGUUUCUGUAGAUGUAGAUCAACACAAAAAAGUGCAAUUAAAGGGAGAUUUUGAUGUUAUUAUUACAACAUCUAAAAAAUUCAAAGAAGAACAGUUAACUAAACUUGAUAUCUAUGAAAAAUUUCAUCUUUUUACCAAGGGCCUGUUGUUUAUCAUAAAUUAUGGGUUGCAUGAUUGCUUUUGGUCUUUGAUUCAUUUCAAUGAAGCACGGUUUAGACAGUACGCGAAAACAUAUUUUUUCUGCAUCAAGCACAAGAACGAUAUCUUGAUACUUACACACACUCCCGGAGUUACGUGGGCUCCGCCGGUUUGGAAUAGAUCAAGGUUUGGGAAACAAAUUUCGGGGCGAAAAAAAAAUAGAAAGAAUGAAGAAAUUGAGCUGUUUAUCUAUCAGCGAUACUAUUCAAAAGAUAAUAUUUGUCAAGAUUUCACUUAUGACGUCAGUAAAAAUCUUAACAACUAUCAACUGAAAAUGGUAUCAUUGGGCAAAAAGUAUAACAGAUCUUUUUUUGACGUAAAACUCUUAAACAUCCUAAAAAAAGUCUUCGGCGUAACUCCUUCAUUGCAAACACUAUCAAGCUCAGAAAUUCACAAGCUUAUGCGGAAAAAUAGGUUCGACAUUUUGUUGGAAAGUCAACUUGUUUCUCCAAAUACUCGAUCAGAAGAAAUAUUUUCCAUCGCGUUUCCCAUAAUGUAUUAUUCAAUCGUCAUAGUAACAAACAACCGCGGACUUAUGACCCCGUUGGAAAAAAUUUAUAACUACUACGGUAAGUUGAUAGUCAUUUCGACAACAGUGAUUCUGGGAGUCACAUUCAUUGUCAUCUACUUCCACACUCGUAACAUUACAUUUGCCUUCUUCGAGAUCCUCCGAUUGCUGAUUAACAACGAGAUAUACACGCCGAUGAAGACAAAAUCGAUACGCAUAUUCUUCACCACAAUUUUUUUAUAUUUUCUGAUAAUUCACGGGACGUUCGGCGGACGACUGGCUGAAUUCUUGACGCGGAACGAGUACCGAAAAAAUGUUGAAACUCUAGAGGACCUAAAAGACCCCCGUUAUAGUCAAAUUUAUACUUAUCAUCACGCUAGACAGUAUAUCAAAGAUCCAGAGCUUUCAAAUAAGGCCAAUUUCAAUCAUUUCAAUUGUAAAGAGAAAAUUCACAAUAACGCUUCCGUUGCUUGUAUCGAUGACUUAGUCAAACUGUUGCCUGUUAUCAGUGAGCUCGAUCUACACCAACCAAAAAAAGUUGUUCACACAGGAUACUAUGCCAAGUUGGUGCGGAAGAAUUCACCGUUUAAAACCAAAAUCAACGAUCUGAUGAUUGUACUGAUGCACUCGGGACUCGCCCAAAAGUGGACUAAUGAUAAGAUUGCGGAUGAAAUGCGGGGGAUAAAAAUAAAGAAAGCUAGAGCAUUGAUAUACUAUCGUCCGAUAGAUUUUGACGAUCUGUUCUUCUCUUUUGUAUUGCUGGGAGUUGGAUUAUUUUGCUCUGCCGCUUGCUUCGUUACUGAGCUAUUUCUUAAAAAAUUUACCGUCAGAGAAAAACAAAAGAGAGCUAGAGGCAGGUGGAAUGUUCCGAAAGUUUUGGUCAAACUGAAACAGAAAAAUAGUUCUGAUGAUAUUCAAGUUGCGAUCGGAGAACCACGUUAUUUUCGGAGAUGGAGAAAUAUUUUUAGACGUGUUUUGAAAAGCUUCACUAGGUAUUUGUUGAGACAUUGGUGA
This is a messenger RNA of Cotesia glomerata, 1830 nucleotides long. RefSeq lists its product as uncharacterized. The coding region runs from base 583 to 1830 and encodes 415 amino acids. The record is from RefSeq and is a predicted model, not a curated record. Lineage: Eukaryota; Metazoa; Arthropoda; Insecta; Hymenoptera; Braconidae. The transcript has 2 exons.